Talaromyces atroroseus is the source of this 1698-nucleotide messenger RNA. RefSeq lists its product as hypothetical. Bases 1 to 1698 code for a protein of 565 amino acids. Gene Ontology annotation, cellular component: nucleus. The transcript has 5 exons. Lineage: Eukaryota; Fungi; Ascomycota; Eurotiomycetes; Eurotiales; Trichocomaceae. The record is from RefSeq and is a predicted model, not a curated record.
AUGCCGGUGGUCCGAGUCCGAACCCAGCACCAAAUUCAGGAUAGGAGCACGCCGCCAAGCGCAAGACAGAUCGACGCCUCUUCAUCGAGCGAGUUUCCGAGUGAGGACUAUGACCGGGGCACGGGGCUGGUAACGAUGCAUGAUUCUUUGAUGCUGUUCGCAGAGUCUGGAGGUGGGCAGCCGCACCGUACGUCCGCAUACUUGACUCGAACAAGCUUAUCUACUCCUAAACGAACGUAUCCCGUGACACCAGCUGCGAUUGCAGCAGGCGUAGAAGUUCUGCGGUCCCUUCUUGAAUUCAGCGCGGACUUCCAUGAAUCUUUCUGGGUUCAGUACGAGAAUGAUACUGCAUGCCCACUCGAGCUGCCUCUAUCGGCGGAGAAUGGUGCUCUCGAGCUGGCCCUUUCUGGACACCGCUUACGCUGGGAGACCGUUGGCAUGUGUUUCAUACAAAUCGGGAUAUUCAGCGCAGCUGUGGGGACCAAGAGCCAUGUCUUCCAUGGCCGUUGGCAGCCAAACUUUGAUCGCCAACAGACUAUGCUCAUGGCAUUCAAUGCUUGUAUGCAAACUCGGGCAUUUUGCGAUCAAGUCGAACAAACGAACGACUUAACCCUGUGGCUAUUAAUGUCGGUAUUAACUUUUGCUUCGUGGUGCUUUGGCGACGAUUCUUCCCGUGUUUGGUCCUUAAUGGGCGACUUAUCAUCAGCUAUAACUGCUCUUGGCUUUCAUAAAGGGUUCAAAGGUGCUGAAUCAGGGCCACCAUAUCUAGUAGAGCUUCGCAAAAGAGUCAUAGCUCUUGCCCAUGAGCGCGACAAAGGGCUAGCAACGUUUGUUGGUCGGCCGCCCCGUCUUAGUCGAAGGUAUUAUGCAGUGGACCUACCACUUGACUUGCCAGACUCGAUUAUUAUAGGCCCCGUCGAGCAUUUCGAAGCUGCUAGAGCCAAACUUGACGAGAACGGCUGGAGUGGAGAUGUUAUGGUCAAUCCAGUUUCCCGUCUCCGAGCGAUUCUACUACUAAGUAUGAUCCGCGAGGAGGUUUUGGAACUAUCGCUUGGUCCACCGAUGCCUAAUAUUGCCCAACAAGCUAGACAAGUCUUGUCGAAACUAACUUCGACUUGGCACUCAAUUCCUCAUAAGCAAUACGAACAGUCAAUGCUCGACACCAUGUUACCGAGUGCGAUCUGGGUGGUUAUAGGUCCGCGGCUUGAAUAUCUUUAUACCAAGUUCCUCCUCCAUAAGCUGCUCAUUAGUCAAAACGAGGGCAACCGCGAUAAGAUGAUUCAUACUUCUCACGAAAUUCUUCAUUUAGCGCUAUCGCUGUUGAAGAAGAACGAUGUGAUAGCUACGCCAAAUCUAGAGGGGACAAAUCGUCAGCCAAAUCGGUCUGCUACCCUCAAUCGGUCGACUUUGAUUCAAGACAUAAGCGUGCUUAUCUCGUGCUGUGACUCGCUAGCCAUAUCUGGGCAGAGCAACUAUCAGAUCUGCAAACAAGCCCAGACGGUUUUUUCGCGAUGCCUAGACCAGAUUUUGAAUCCAAGUGCUGUAUCUUCUCACCGCUUAACGAGCGAGCCUGGAGGACCAGAAGAAGUGCAAGAACCUUUCUCUUUGGGCUCGAUGGACUUUGGUCUGACAGAUCUGUAUCCGCAAGACCCGGAAUGGUCUACGUGGCUCGAGUCUUUCGACUUGUACCAAACGUGA